Molecule: messenger RNA, 2099 nt
Organism: Electrophorus electricus (electric eel)
Lineage: Eukaryota; Metazoa; Chordata; Actinopteri; Gymnotiformes; Gymnotidae
Gene: pltp
Product: phospholipid transfer protein
Biological process (GO): high-density lipoprotein particle remodeling; phospholipid transport; ceramide transport
Molecular function (GO): lipid binding; phosphatidic acid transfer activity; phosphatidylethanolamine transfer activity
Source: RefSeq, a predicted model, not a curated record
GAAUAGUCUUAGAAAGAAGUAGAGAACCCACUGACCAAAGAGGCUCUCGCUCUAGUCUUCACCAUCCAAAGCACUGGACAUCAGUACAGCAUUUUCACACUCUUGUCCACUGAGGCAACAUGGAGCUUUUUGGAAGAGCCAUCAUCAUCUUUCUUCUCCCACUAGUGGCAAAUAUGACAGAAAUUCCUCCUGGGUGUAAAAUUCGUAUCACUUCCAGAGGCCUGGAUAUGUUGAAGCAUGAAACGCAGAAGUUUGUGGAGGAGGAACUGGGAAACAUCACUAUGCCAGAGAUGCAUGGCAAGGAAGGAAGCUUCCAGUAUUCCAUUACAGAUGUGAAUAUAGCAGAGCUGAACCUGAUUGCAGACCUGAGUUUCCAGCCUACAUCUGGACUGCUCUUUGAGGUACAGAACUCAUCCAUCGCCCUCAACUUCCAGAGACGAAUCCUCUACUGGUUCUUCUAUGAUGAGGGUGCCAUCAAUGCCUCUGCAGAUGGGGUUAACAUCCACACCACCCUCCAUCUUACAAAAGAUGUGGUGGGCCGUCUCAAGAUAGCCAACGUCAGCUGUGACGCCUCCAUUGCCAAGAUGAAGGCCAAGUUUGGAGGAACCUUUGGGAGGGUUUAUGACUUUAUUGCCACUUUUCUGACUACUGGAAUGCGCUUCGUCCUAAAUCAGAAGAUUUGUCCUUCACUGAAACAUGCUGCGCUAGUGUUGGUCAACCAACUACUGGAGACCAUUCCAGUGCGUACAGAGGUGGAUAAAUAUGUGGGCAUUGAUUAUUCACUCCUGAGUGACCCUGUGGUUACCGGCUCUAGUCUUGAUAUGCAUUUCAAGGGCAUGUUCUAUGAUCUACACAAUGAGAAUGAUACUCUGGUGAAUGAUGCAGUGAAUCUUGUAGUGAGAGAGUAUGACCGUAUGAUCUAUCUGGCUCUCUCCGAAUACUUCUUUGAUACUGGACUCUACUCAUAUUUCAAAGGAGGUGUUUUCAGGAUGCACGUAGCAAAUGAGCGAAUGCCAAAGGACUUGGAGAUGCUUCUCAGGACCACCUAUUUUGGAGCCAUCAUGAUGUUGAACCCAGCUCUGAUGGAUGCUCCGAUCUCUCUAGAGCUGGAGGUGACCUCUGCCCCCAAAUCUACCAUCAAGACCUCAGGGGCCACUGUGGCUGUUCACUCUGGUGUCCGAGUACUGGUACUUCCCCCAGGAAAGGCACCUGUCCAACUAAGCAGUAUGACCAUGGAGUCUAAAUUUAUUGCCAAGGUAUCCAUGAAGGGGAAGAGACUGGCUAUCCAUCUGGAUCUGAGAAGGUUUAAAAUUUUCUCGACCCAAUCUGCUUUAGAAUCACUAGCGCUGAUUCCACUGCAAGCACCAAUAAAGACUCUGCUGCAAAUCACUGUGGUGCCCCUAAUCAACAAUUACACAAAGAAAGGAGUACAGAUCCCUCUGCCUGAUGGAAUUGACUUCAUUGAGGAAGUGGUCGAGUAUAAUAAUGGCUACAUCAUUGUAGGUGCCAACCUGUAUUUCAAGAGUGGGCUGAGGGAGAUGAUAGAGAAGAGCCUGUCUGGAGACAAUAAUUCUAUUUAACAAGGAAUAGUUUAUCACCUCCUGUCAAACUUUUUAAUGUGUUUUUAAUAAUGACUUAAUAUGUUACUACAAUAACCACCCCCACUAUAAUUAAAAAAAAUAAAAAUAAAAAAUAAAUAAAAAUAAAAAAGUGCCAGAAACAUGCGUAAUGUCCCUAGAAACAUUCUGUUCCUGGCAAGUUUGUGUUUUAAUUUUGUACACAUAUCCAUCAUUUCAUUAUUUUUUACAGACAUAUGUAUAUAUUUGCCCCAUAGAUCUAUUCUAGGUAGGAUGAAAGACCCAAAGUGUAAAUUAUUAGUAAUUCAUUAGCUUGUAUAAAUAAGCACAUUUAGGUAUUCUUAAGAACCUCUUUGAAUGUACCAGAUGUUGCAAGGUCAAUCCUAAAAUUAUAAUUUUAAAAAGGUCUUGUGAACCCAUUCUAAUUUUAACAUUUUUAUAUCCAUGUAACAUUUUAUACAACUGUCAUACAUUCAUAUGAAAAUGCAUAAGUAUAAAAACACUUAAAUGAGUAGUACAUGU